Gadus macrocephalus (Pacific cod) is the source of this 1698-nucleotide messenger RNA. RefSeq names its product SET nuclear proto-oncogene b (gene setb). The coding region runs from base 207 to 1004 and encodes 265 amino acids. Gene Ontology annotation, cellular component: chromatin; nucleus. The transcript is spliced from 8 exons. Gene Ontology annotation, biological process: nucleosome assembly. Gene Ontology annotation, molecular function: histone binding; chromatin binding. Lineage: Eukaryota; Metazoa; Chordata; Actinopteri; Gadiformes; Gadidae. The record is from RefSeq and is a predicted model, not a curated record.
CGGUAAUGCACCGUGAAGUCAUUGCCGAGCGACCAGAAAAAGGCUAGAAUAGAAGCGUGUGUGUUCUGUGCAAGAACCUCCCGUCGUCCACAUUGUGGGGAUACAUGGUGGGCAGCACUCCGUGCAACUAACUUCUGGCGCCUAAUAUACUUUGUAACUAUACUUUCGACAAUUCAAUCGGACACAGAGACAUUGGGUAAAACACAAUGUCGGCGUCCACGGCGAAAGUGAGUAAGAAGGAGAACUCCAACCAUGAUGGAGAGAAGGAGACUUCUGAAAAAGAUCAACAGGAAGCCAUCGAACACAUUGAUGAAGUACAGAAUGAAAUUGAUAGACUAAAUGAGCAGGCCAGUGAAGAAAUUCUAAAAGUUGAGCAGAAGUACAACAAACUACGCCAGCCAUUCUAUCAGAAGAGAUCGGCGCUCAUUGCCAAAAUUCCUAACUUUUGGGUCACAACAUUUGUCCACCAUCCACAAGUUGCCGCUAUUCUGGGAGAGGAGGAUGAGGAAGCCCUUCAGUACUUGAAGAGGGUGGAGGUCGCAGAGUUUGAAGAUAUCAAGUCGGGAUACAGAAUUGAUUUUUAUUUUGGCGAGAAUCCUUACUUCGAGAACAAAGUCCUCUCCAAAGAGUUCCACCUGAACGAGACCGGAGAUCCCGUCUCCAAGUCGAGUGACAUCAAAUGGAAGCCUGGGGAGGACCUGACCAAACGCACAACGCCUCAAAUAAAAACAGGCAAGAAGAGGCGUUUUGAGGACACGGAGACAUUCUUCACAUGGUUCACGGACCAGACUGACUCUGGGGCCGAUGAGGUGGGAGAGGUCAUGAAGGACGACAUCUGGCCCAACCCCUUACAGUACUACCUGGUUCCUGACAUGGACGAGGAUGACGAUGAUGAUGAAGAUGGGGAAGAGGAUGAUGCCCUAGAAGAUAUUGAUGAGGAAGACGAAGAUGAUGAUGAUGACGAUGAUGAGGACGAAGAAGAUGGCGAGGAUAACGGCAACUAAGCUUCAGAAGAAUAUGUCUACCACUCAUCGUUCUCGACCCUAGGAAGCAACUCGCUUUGUGUGUUUUUCAAGUUUCCCACUCCUUUUUUUUUUCUUUUAUUUCGGCAAAUGCUUCAUAUUUCUGUACCAGUCAUGGCCUGUCAUACAAGCCAUGUUUCAAGACAAAGAGCCUUUUCUUAGUCAUAGUUUCAGGGUGGUUCUCUAGAAAGUCUUGUCUAUUAUCACAUCAAAAGAAGAUAUGCAAACAUUUAUGUAUACAUUUUACUGCUGCGUGUCUAAUGCAGAUAUCAAAUGUUUUGUAUUGUGGCGCGAUGGAUGGAAAUACACGAGGCUGCGGUGUUGAAUUAAUGCAUCCAUCCAAUUACUACUUUAAGUCUAGAAUAGUUGUGGUUUUGGGAGCCUAAUUUUGCAUUUCCUUUUUUGUACUGAAUUUAAGUACCAGCUUGUUCAUUUCAACAUUUCAGGGGUUAUCUUGGUAUGCCAGUAUUAAAAUUUGUUAACAUUUUUGGAGAGGACUGAAUGUCGACAGGUAGAGAAUGGUGGGGUUAAUGGGGGCAUAUCAAUGGAUGUAUGUUUGUUCACUUGUUAUUAUCAUCCAGCAGCUAAAGCUCGGAUUCAAUUUGUAAUAAAAAAUAAAAUGUAUUUUGUGUUCAAUUUUGUGGGGCGGGCAAUAAAGGAUCCAGCUAGCCUGUGA